AUGUCAUAUGUAUCUGAGGAAGAAACAAUUUUUAAUGCAGGCACUUCAAUGCAUAAGGGGGAAGGUGAUUCAGAGGAAGAAAUGCCGGUAAGUUCGUUGGAUAAAACCCGAAAUCAACCUCAUCCAUUAUGCGUUAUCGAUAUUGAGGACGAUCACGUUUUCCGGCUUGAGGAAGAGUCCUUAAAAGAGAUGCUUUUGUGUCCUGAAAUUGCUGAUAAAAAGGUAUCUAUACUCAGUGUCGCCGGAGCAUUUCGUAAAGGGAAAAGUUUUUUACUGAACUUCUUCUUGCGUUAUUUGAAUUCGGGUGAAAGCGAAAGGCAUACCGGUGGGUGGAUUGAAAAGCCGGGCCCGUUAACUGGAUUCAAAUGGAGAGGAGGUAGUGAGAGGGAAACAACUGGUAUACUUUUGUGGUCAAAACCUUUCGUCAUUAAAAAUAAAAAUGCUGAGGAUGUAGUGGUGUUACUUAUGGACACUCAGGGAGCAUUUGAUAGUCAAAGUACAGUUAAAGACUGCGCAACUAUCUUUGCCCUUUCAACCAUGUUGUCAUCCACCCAAAUCUAUAACUUGAGCCAAAACGUUCAGGAAGACGACCUUCAGCAUCUGCAGCUUUUUACAGAAUAUGGAAGGCUUGCUUUGGAAGAUUCAAAAGCUAAGCCUUUUCAGACCUUAUUGUUUUUGGUCCGCGACUGGAGUUUUCCUUACGAGGCAGAAUACGGGUUUGGAGGUGGUGAGCGGCUUCUUGAAAAACGAUUGCAGAUAACAGAUAAACAGCAUCCAGAGCAUCAGCAGCUUCGGCAACAUGUCCGUUCAUGUUUCGACAGAAUUUCAUGUUUUUUGAUGCCUCAUCCAGGGUUAAAGGUUGCCACGAGUCCGCAGUUUCGUGGUGCUUUUAGUGAUAUGGAGCAAGAUUUUAGACGGGAAGUGGCCUCAUUAGUUCCACAUUUGCUUGGAGGUGAUAAUUUAGUUAUGAAGCGAAUUAAUGGUCAAGAAAUAACUUGUCGGGAGCUACUUGAAUAUUUCCGCGCCUAUAUUAAUAUUUUCCAAGGGGAAGACCUUCCUGAACCUAAAUCGAUGCUUAUGGCGACAGCUGAAGCUAACAAUCUUGCUGCAGUCUCGAGUUCAAAGGCGUAUUAUAUGAAGGAAAUGGAGGAGGUAUGUGGUGGUGAUGCUCCAUACAUGGAUGCAAGUGCGCUAGAAGAACAACAUUUACGGUGUCUUCAUGAAGCUGUUUACAUGUUCAAGACUGCGAAAAAAAUGGGCGGGACAGAAUUUUCCCUUCAGUUUUUAGAGAGACUCAGUAAUGAUAUCCAGGAACAGUAUGAAAAUUUCAAGAAAGCUAAUAAUAGCAAGAACGUUUUUCGAACGAUGUUUACUCCUAUUGGGAUUUUUGUAUCAAUUAUAUGCGGGUAUGUAUGUCAGGAAUUCUUCCAGUUGAUUGGUGUUGGUCCUUUGGCGAAUGUGUUUUUGCUGGCGAUCUGGCUUUUAAUUAUUGCGUUAAUAACAUACAUGUAUUCGGUAUAUAGCGGGAAGGCACGAGAAGCACGGGUGGCGAUGGAUAAUUUUGUCUUAUAUGCAUGGAAUAACUUCCUUGCCUCUGUUACACAGCAGGGCAUGCAAAGAGCUGUAGAUAUCGGGCAGAAAUUUGCUCAGGUUAUGAUAAGCCGUUUAGGUGACUGCCCUUCAACUGCUGGUGUCAUGAAUGUCAAUUAUAUCACUUAG
Enterobius vermicularis (human pinworm) is the source of this 1719-nucleotide messenger RNA. NCBI's taxonomy places the organism in Eukaryota, Metazoa, Nematoda, Chromadorea, Rhabditida, Oxyuridae. The record is from the annotation of a GenBank genome assembly.